Molecule: messenger RNA, 453 nt
Organism: Fusarium musae
Lineage: Eukaryota; Fungi; Ascomycota; Sordariomycetes; Hypocreales; Nectriaceae
Exons: 2
Coding region: 1-453 (150 amino acids)
Source: RefSeq, a predicted model, not a curated record
AUGGCUCCCGCCGCUACAAACUCUUACAGCGAGACCGCUCGUGACAACGCAUCAGGCUUCAUCGCCUACGCGCGGAGCUCCGUGGAUCGUGUUGUCCCGCCUAAUUCUCGACAGAAAGCUUACGACAAUACUGCUUCUUUUGCUUCAUCGCGACCUGUUCUCUUCUCCUUUAUUGUAUCACAACUUCUUCUUUCUUUCCUCCCUCUUCUAAUCUUCCUCACAUUCUCCCUGUCAACCAUCGUCUUUGCCCUCGGCGCAGCAAUCGUCUUUGCUCUUUUCUGGAUCGGCGUUGCCCUUCUUGUUCUCGUGCCUGCACUACUCGUCACUUCUUCCAUCGCCGUCCUCGUCUGGGGCUGGGCCAUUGGGAGCUUCAUCAUUGCACGGUGGCUGUACAACCAUUCACCUGUCGGAGUGCAGAACAAUGAGGUUGUGAAGAAGGAGAACGGCACUUAG